This is a messenger RNA of Liolophura sinensis, 798 nucleotides long. Its product is annotated as protein sprouty homolog 2-like. Lineage: Eukaryota; Metazoa; Mollusca; Polyplacophora; Chitonida; Chitonidae. Gene Ontology annotation, biological process: negative regulation of fibroblast growth factor receptor signaling pathway; negative regulation of MAP kinase activity; animal organ development. The coding region runs from base 1 to 798 and encodes 265 amino acids. The record is from RefSeq and is a predicted model, not a curated record. The transcript has a single exon. Gene Ontology annotation, cellular component: membrane; cytosol.
AUGGAAUUCGAGGAUGGUCGCCGAGUUAACGGUGUGGCGGCCCUCCGCUACGCCCAACCGGUGGGCGUUCAUCGCUCGACGGCGACCGUAAUUCGGCCUGUUCCCGUCACAUUACAGACUGGCCUAAGGCACCCUAGGGCGCAGAAUGAGUAUGUGGACAGCCCGCCUACAGAAGGGCAAAGGAGUACGACACGAUCGUCGAGAUCAUCGGCAAAAUUAGGGACAGUUGCUGAGCAGCGCCCCUGUGUUACCCAAAAUGAGGAGCCUCAGCGCAUUCAGGUGUUUACAUCUCAGCCAAAGCCAUCAAUUAAGCCGCCAGCGGGUACGACGCAGGAGGCGGAAACGCACGAAGAAGACGAUUCUAUUAUCUGUAAGCACUGUGGAAAGUGCCGAUGCCAGAAAUGCGAGGAGAGGCGAGAACUCCCCUCAUUUUGGCUGUGCAACAAGAAGUGUCACCUAAGUGCGGACUCGGCCUUGGAGGCCUGUACUUGCCUCUGUGUGGUGCAAGGCUGCUUUUACCAUGUCGCCAAGGAUCAUCAAAUGGACUCGGAUGUGAUGUGCACGGAUGAUCCGUGCGCCUGCUGCAGUCGUCCGCACUGCUGCAAGAGAUGGAUGUGUAUGGCAACCAUGUCGCUAUGCAUCCCGUGUCUGUGUUGUUACUGGCCUGCGAAAUGCGGCAUUAAGGCCUGUACGGCCUGUUACAAUCGCUGUACAAACAAGGGGUGUCAGUGUUCCCGCAGUGAUAAAAAGGGAUCGCAAAACAAGCGAUUAUUAGAGUCAGAUUCAAGUAGUGCCUAA